Oncorhynchus tshawytscha (Chinook salmon) is the source of this 1506-nucleotide messenger RNA. Its product is annotated as zinc finger and SCAN domain-containing protein 2. The coding region runs from base 163 to 1506 and encodes 447 amino acids. The transcript has 4 exons. Gene Ontology annotation, biological process: regulation of transcription by RNA polymerase II. NCBI's taxonomy places the organism in Eukaryota, Metazoa, Chordata, Actinopteri, Salmoniformes, Salmonidae. The record is from RefSeq and is a predicted model, not a curated record. Gene Ontology annotation, molecular function: DNA-binding transcription factor activity, RNA polymerase II-specific; RNA polymerase II cis-regulatory region sequence-specific DNA binding.
GCUCACGAACAUUUCCUGCCGCAUCUCAUCAACCAGACCAAACGCACUCCGGAAGUGUAUGAAUGUUUCCGUUUGCUCUACGAGACCGUCGCCAUUUCAUCAAGUUCUUCUCGGCUAAAUAAUUAGCUACAGGAAAUCAGUUCAAGAUCUACCCAACUUACCAUGUCUGGCCCGGGUUCUGGAUGGGGUGUUCCAGCCCAAAGAAGCUCACAGCGGGAUCCAGAGAUGCUAUUAGUGAAGCUGGGGGACUGUAAUCAAACAGUGGAAUUCAAUGUGAUUGUCAAAGAGGAGGAGGAGGAGAGAGAAAUCAAUGAGGGUGAGGAGGAAGGGCGAGAGGAUGACAGGGACUCAGUUGACCCAGGAGAGAUCCCCAACCCAGACUCAGUCAACAAGCCCAGUUCCACAGCAUCAAGACUGCCUGGUUGUGGGAGUUACCCCUGUCCUCAAUGUGGAAAGUGUUUCAGUUCCUCAACUCAUCUAAAGAAUCAUCAAAGAGUACACACUGGAGAGAAACCUUUUGACUGCUCGGCAUGUGGGAAGAGUUUCAGUGAGAAAGUAAACCUUAAGAGACAUGAGAGAGUACAUAGUGGAGAGAAGCCUUACCAUGGCACCACGUGUCGGAAGAGCUUCAAUCACUCAGGGAGCCUUAAGGACCACCAGCGACUACAUACAUGGGAGAAACCUUACCACUGCUCUCUUUGUGGGAAGUGUUUCAAUCGAGCAGGAGACCUGAAAACUCAUAAGAAAUCACACAGUGGAAAGAAGCCUACCUGUACUUUCAAUGUGAUUGUCAAAGAGGAGGAGGAGGAGGAGGAGGAUGAGGAGAAGGAAAUCGAUAAGGAAAAGAGUGAACAGCAGGAACCUAGUGGUGUAGUUGUCCCAGAUACAUCAAGACUAUCUGGUUGUGGUCGUUACCCCUGUCCUCAAUGUGGGAAGAGUUUCAGUUCCUCAGGUAAUCUAAAGAAUCAUCAGAGUGUACACACUCGAGAGAAACCAUUCCACAGUGCCACAUGUGGGAAGAGUUUCAGUGUAAAAGUCAACCUCACGAGACACGAGAUGGUACAUAGUGGAGAGAAGCCGUACCACUGCACCAAAUGUGGGAAGAGCUUCAUCAAUCAUUCUGGAAGCCGUACACAUAAAAGAGUACAUACAGGGGAGAAGCCUUACCACUGCUCUCUGUGUGGGGAGGGAUUCACUCAGCUAAGAAGUCUUAAAAGUCAUGAGAGAACAUCCAUUGGAGGGAAGCCUGCCUGUGCUUUUAAUGUAAUUGUCCAAGAGGAGGAGGGAGAAAAGAAAGAAGGUGAGGAUAAGGAGGACAAUAGCGGUGUAGUAGACAGUGCAUGUCGGAGCAAAAAACAAGGCACGAGGUCGAAGGAAUUGUCCGUAGAGCUCCGAGACAGGAUUGUGUCGAGGCACAGAUCUGGGGAGGGGUACCAAAAGAUUUCUGCAGCAUUGAAGGUCCCCAAGAACACAGUGGGAGAUCUGCUGCACAGCCCUGAUCCUUGA